CAUACACUUCUUCUCUGGGGUUCAGUAUUCAGGUAGAACCCUUCAUCACCUCUUAAUGAUCAUGACCCAAUUUUUUUUUUGGGCCAGUGGCAUGUGGACAGUAGGGCCCACCUGAUCAAUGAUGUAGAUCUAGCACACGUGCAAAUCCACUUAGAUUGGUUCACAUAAUAGGUGCGGCCUACUUAUAUGUUUAUGGCCUUCUUCUACAUAGGUGGGCCACCUAUUCAACGGAUAAAAACAUUUGGGUGUUUUGUGCAGAGUGCAGUGCUUCCAACAUCAUAUCCUUACUUGCUAUUUAAGGGGAUCUCAACGUAUGGAUGGCCCACUUGUUACUGGUUCUUACACGGUGUGAUCGACAAGUUGAAGUAUAUGGUGGGCCUGAAAGCUAGCCAAGCAAUGGUGUUCAACUUAAUGGGGCAUGACACCAGUGAUGGGAGAAUUACAUUAGACAAAUCAACGGACAGGAUCUGUUUCACUCCUCCCCACGACCCACUGCUUCCCUGUAAAAUCCAGGCACUUCAAAAGCUCACAAAGAGGAUAGGAGGGAUCUUGUUCAUGUCGAGGUACCGCAGCACUUCGGUGCACCUCUUAGGAGGGUGCAAUGUAGCAUCAGACCCUUCACAUGGAGUAUGCAAUCCAAGCGGUCAAGUUUUUGAUCUGGACGGUCCAUCCGAUACAGUCCAUGCCGGACUGUACGUCUGUGAUGCCUCCUUGAUCCCUUGCUCUGUUGGAAUCAAUCCUUGCCUUACGAUUGCUACGGCCGCAGAACACGUUAGUAAGCACUUGGUGCAAGAUGUUCUGAAGUACAAGAGCUUGAAUCAUAGUCCCAUUCAAUUUAGUGUCGCAGAACCAAUCAUUCCCAUUGAUUUACAUGAUUUGAAGUUCAGCGACAAAGUUGUGGAUUCGAUGCUAGUGGCAGGAACUGAUGGAAAAUCAGAUGUGCGGUUGAGGUCUUCAGAUGAAGUUUCCAUGUUGAGGAGGGAGGAUAGUGCAGUCAUGUUUAGAGAGACCAUGAGAGGCUAUGUGGGGGGAAUGCCAUGUACAGCUUAUCUUGAAAUGAAGAUGAACUCAGGCGGUUCGAGUGGCUGUGAUGAAGGGAACACAGCAGCUGGUGGGCCACACUCGCUCCUGAGAGGAAAGGUUGGCGGGUACGUUGUAUUUCCAGCCAUUGACAAGGAUAAGCUAUAUAUUGUAGAUGGGAAGGUGGAUCUGUGCAGCAUAGACCGUCGAACUCCGUAUACGCAGUGCAUGCUGUACCGUCUGCUACUAGCGACGGCCUCCGGUUCAAGAUACAUCCUUGAGGGGAGGAAGAUCUUGAAUCCAUAUCUCCUGGCAUCUUAUGCUUGGAGAGAAUCUACGACACUGCUCGUCAAUUUCAAGAUGGUCCAACAGACCGACAGUCCUGAUAAGAGAAGGUGCGGCGGUUCGAGAGCGGAACCAAUGAAUCUCACAGGGGAGCUUCAUUUAUCAAUGGUGGAUCUACUAAUGUGCUUGAUUAGCAUGAGAGGGAGCCAAAGAUGGAAGUUUCUAUACCUUUUUUUACAAAGCCUCUGUAGAACUUACAUCACUCAACGGCCGCGAUCGAUCCAUGAGGAAUUCAAACACUUAGAGAUGAAUCAGAGAGCUUACCCACCUUGCAUUCUUCAUGAGAUAACAACAGAUGAUGGAUUUGUUAUCAGCUGCAAGCAAUGGAAGUGUAAUCAGAAUGCUUGGAGAUCCGACGGUGAGAAGCCGCUGCAUCCGGUUCUACUGAUCAAUGGCCAUUCUACUGAGAGUUAUUGGCUACCAACUGAGUCAAGAGAUCUGGUUAGAACUUUAGUAGAAGAGGGGUAUGAGACAUGGCUACUUCAACCAAGGCUACACCGUCUGCACCUUUCGAAGGACUUCACCAUCGAGGAUAUCGGAAAGUUCGACAUCCCCGCUGCGAUUGCUAAGAUGAGGGAGUUGCAUGGGCCAUCUGUGAAAGUUCAUGUGAUUGCACACUGCGUGGGAGGAUUAUCAAUUCAUAUAGCACUCAUGGGAGGCCAUGUCUCUGCAACCCAAAUAGCAUCUCUCUCUUGCACUAACUCUUCCAUGUUCUUCAAGCUCACUACUUCAUCAUUAGUUAAGAUGAGGCUUCCACUCAUUCCUAUCUCUAUGGCGAUACUAGGCAAGAACCGAGUCCUAUUGAUGUUUGCCAACUCCAAGGACAGCCUCCGGCACCGCCUUCUGAAAGCCAUAGCGAAGCUCAUACCGCGCUAUGAGCGGUGCACCUGCGACGAGUGUGAGGUCUUCUCGGGCAUCUUCGGCAACGCAUUCUGGCACGAAAAUGUGAGCCCCACCAUGCACCAAUUUCUCAAGGAAAGCCUACCGAUGCUGCCCAUGUCCGCCUUCCCCCACCUUAGGAAGAUAUGCCUGGCGGGCCACAUCAUUGACUCCAAUGGCUGCGAUGCUUAUCUGAUGCAUUCCGAGAGGAUGGCGGUCCCGACGCUAUACGUCUCUGGCGGGCGGAACCUUUUGGUGACCCCACAAACCUCAUUUCUUGCUAAUCAAUACAUGAGGUUGCACCAACCUGGGUUCACUCAUAGAAGGGUGGUGGUGGAUGGUUUUGGACAUUCAGACCUUUGGAUUGGAGAAGAGUCCUACAAGAGAGUGUUUCCACACAUCCUAUCACACAUGAAACUAGUCGAACAAGGAAGCAAUGGGGGUAAGAACAUGGAAGAGUCCAAGUUUAAUAAGGAUUCCUUGUCAUGGGCUGACUCAAAUGAUGGGAAUGGAGGGCUUUGGGUAAAUUUGGAUUGGCCAAGAGAGGUGCAUGUCAUCCUCGAUGUACCAAAAUCAGUCUCUUACAUUCCGAUCAGGCAAGAUCAGCACGUCCUAGGGAGAUGGCUGCAGUGGCGUCUUGCGGAGAUUGUGGACAGUGCCCCCGUUGUUAUCAGGAAUGAAGCUAAAUACGAGGGUCGCAAGAUGAGGGUUGCGUCCUCCAUUGCUUGGAUUAAAUGGUGGGUAGACCUUAUCCUUCAAAAGGAUGCAGUGAUUAACUGGAACUCGAGCAAGGGCAGAAGGUUCUUGGGCAUUUCCUUACCCAAGGAUAGACCGAUGAGGUGUCAUAUAAUCAGAUGGAACAAGCCAGUAGCCGGGUGGGUCAAGCUUAACGUCGAUGGUUCUUCUAGAGAGAAUCCGGGCCUGUCAGGAGGUGAGAGUGUCUGUCAUGGGGACACUGGCCAUAUGAUUUUCGCCUUCUCCUCAGGCUAUGGGGUGUGCUCCAAUAAUAUUGCAGAAGUGAGGGCAAUACAUGAUGGCAUCUAUUUUUGUCUGUUGAGGGGUCUUAAGAAUAUCGUUGUUGAAUCGGACUCCGAGUUUGCUCUUAGCCUCAUUCUUGGGAAAUCCCGUAUCCCGUGGACAAUGAGUCCUUGGGUUGUGCGGAUUCUUGCCCUUCUCAAGGAGUGUUCCGUCGCCUUUUCCCAUACAUUCAGAGAGGGGAACGGACCUACAAAUGCGUUGGCGCGGAUGGGUAGCGAGCACCAAGUGGACUCGGUUCACGAGCAUCCUCACUCUCUUCCAUGGCAUUUGAGGGGGAUGCUCGUUCUAGACAGGUCCAGGUUGGGGACCCUCAGAUCUGCUCCUUUUUAG
Molecule: messenger RNA, 3612 nt
Organism: Magnolia sinica
Lineage: Eukaryota; Viridiplantae; Streptophyta; Magnoliopsida; Magnoliales; Magnoliaceae
Exons: 7
Coding region: 187-3612 (1141 amino acids)
Molecular function (GO): RNA-DNA hybrid ribonuclease activity; oxidoreductase activity, acting on CH-OH group of donors; nucleic acid binding
Source: RefSeq, a predicted model, not a curated record